AUGAGGGCCAACUCACCAUUCGGACAUUUCGGGCAGACGGCAACGGCAGACGCGGAGAGCCCCACGCUCUUGCGGGGUGGAGGGGCAUGGCUUAUUCCCGCCUUGUUCGCUGGGCUUUCGAGCGCCGAAGUCGGUUUGGUUCUGGGUGCUUCCUUUGGUUCUAGAACUUCGGAGCCGUUGCGGCAAGUUUGCUCGGGUGUUAUGAGGUCAGAGAUGUACACAUGUAUAUGA
Messenger RNA from Colletotrichum lupini, 231 nucleotides. RefSeq lists its product as uncharacterized. Lineage: Eukaryota; Fungi; Ascomycota; Sordariomycetes; Glomerellales; Glomerellaceae. The transcript has 3 exons. The coding region runs from base 1 to 231 and encodes 76 amino acids. The record is from RefSeq and is a predicted model, not a curated record.